Molecule: messenger RNA, 1038 nt
Organism: Penicillium maclennaniae
Lineage: Eukaryota; Fungi; Ascomycota; Eurotiomycetes; Eurotiales; Aspergillaceae
Product: phosphoglycerate mutase family protein
Exons: 4
Coding region: 1-1038 (345 amino acids)
Cellular component (GO): cytoplasm
Molecular function (GO): phosphatase activity
Source: RefSeq, a predicted model, not a curated record
AUGAAGAUCUCUCUGUCCCAGGCCCUUCUCGGACUCGCCAUUUCGGCACAUGCCUCGACGAUCGAGUACACCUCGGUGACGGGCUAUUUCCUCCAGGAUGAGACCGCGACUGAUCCCUCGACUUUCGAUUACACAGCCGUGAACUUUGGCCUCAUUAACCGCACCUACCCAGCGGAUAAAGAGCUCAAGCACCACCAGUCCAUGACUCAAUGGGAGCGCUUCUAUAAUCAAGUUCAAAAAUUCAACGAUGAUUCCCCCAAGCACGUUGAAUACAAGGUUCUCUUCCUUGGUCGCCAUGGAAAUGGUUGGCAUAAUUCCGCUGAAACAUACUACGGCACCCCAGCCUGGAACUGCUACUGGGCCGAACUAAACGGCAACAGCACCGUGACCUGGUUCGACGCCACUCUCACCCCAGCCGGCGAAGGCCAAGCCCUAGUAGCCCACGACUUCUGGCAGAAGCUCAUUGAGGAACAGAAGAUGCACACUCCAGACAACUACUUCGUCAGCCCCCUGACCCGCACCCUCCAAACUGCCAAUCUCACCUUCAAUGGCCUGCACCUGCCCCACGGCUCUGCUCCGUUCGCCCCAGUCAUCAAAGAACUCUUCCGCGAGGGUAUUAGCAUUCACACCUGCGACCACCGCCACAACAAGUCCUACAUCCACUCCAUGUUCCCUCACUGGACCAUUGAGUCCGGCUUCUCCGAGGAAGACAACCUCUGGAACGGCGUCACAGCCGAGACUAGCGCCGCGCAGGACGUGCGUAGUACCAAGGCGCUCGGGGAGGUAUUUUUCAGCGAGUCCAGCAAGAAGAACUCGUAUGUUUCCUUUUUGGGACAUCGUGCUUUCAGCUUGAGUACCGGUGCUGUUAUUCCCGUUCUGGUCAAGGCGGAGAAGAAGGAGGGCAAGGCUACUUCUACAUCUGUCCCGUGGACUGCUAGUGCGCAUUGUACCGUGGCCCCGAUUACGAGUGUGACGGCUUGUGUUUGCCCUUCUAGUGCCGCGCCAGUUACGACGCCGCUUGUUCCUACGGGGUAUUAG